Messenger RNA from Vavraia culicis subsp. floridensis, 1172 nucleotides. RefSeq names its product GTP-binding protein YchF. The transcript has a single exon. NCBI's taxonomy places the organism in Eukaryota, Fungi, Microsporidia, Pleistophoridae. The record is from RefSeq and is a predicted model, not a curated record. Bases 1 to 1071 code for a protein of 356 amino acids. Gene Ontology annotation, molecular function: GTP binding; ATP binding; ATP hydrolysis activity. Gene Ontology annotation, cellular component: cytoplasm.
AUGACUGUAAUGUUUUCACGCCCCGGCAAGUCACACAAUUUAUCAAUGGGAAUCGUUGGAUUGCCUAAUGUAGGAAAGAGCACGCUGUUUAACGCCCUAACAAAAAGAUCUGUUCCAGCUGCGAACUAUCCUUUCUGCACAAUUACACCCGAGGAAGGACGCAUCGAGAUUCCCGAUGAAAGAUUUGACUAUUUGGUCAAUUUAUACAAACCGAAAAGCGUGGUGCCAGCCUAUUUGAGUAUUAUUGAUAUUGCAGGCCUCAUAAAGGGUGCCAGCCAAGGGCUUGGUCUAGGAAACGAAUUUUUGGAGAACAUACGACGGACAGAUGGUAUAUUCCAAGUGGUGCGUUGCUUUGAGGAUGAAAAUAUAGUGCAUGUUGACGAGGACAUAGACCCACUAAGGGAUGUUAAAACUAUAAAAGACGAACUGCGGCUAAAAGAUCUGCAGAUCAUCACGAAGCGGAUAGAAAAACAGAAGAGAGAAACGGUUGUGGAUGCUAAAAAAAAGAAGUUUGAAACACAAACGCUUGACAAGCUUAGGGAAAUUCUCGAAAUAAAAUGGACCAACGAAGCGGAGUGGACACCAGAUGAGGUCGAGUAUCUCAACACGCUAAACCUGCUGACAACAAAAGAAGUUGUAUAUUUAGCUAAUAUAUCAGAGGAUGAGUAUGACAACAAGCUUGUCAAUAAGCAUUUGCGAGCUCUUAUCAAAGCGGAGCGGAACGUUUUCCCUUUCAGCGCGACAAAUUUAAGCGAUGCUUUUGUCAGGAAGUUGCUUUGGAAAGGGUACGAGGCGCUAAAAUUAAUCAAUUUUUUUACUGCGGGUGCGCCAGAGGUUAAAUCAUGGACCGUGCGUGAGGGAACCAAAGCGCCACAGGCCGCUGCUGUGAUUCACUCUGAUUUUGAAAAAAACUUCAUAAUGGCCGAGGUUAUGGAGUACAAUGAUAUUAAAUUGCACGGGAAUGAGCAGGGAGUUAAGAAGGCCGGAAGAUAUCUUCACAAGGGACGCGAUUAUGUGGUGCAGGAUGGUAACAUAAUUUUAUUUAAAAUCAACAGAAUAGCUAAAAAAUAAAGGACGCCGAUUUGUUUAGUGCCAUCUGUUCUGUAAAAGUUGUUUUGGUCAAAAAUUUUGUCUGAUUAGUCAGGCAGCGGGUUUUGGCUGUUUAUCUCUGU